CCAGCCGCGGCCCGCCGAGCCCGCGGGCAACCGAGCCGCCAGCGACGCCCGCACAGCCGCGGGGGCCCGGGCGGGGGGCAAUGCCGUGUCGGAGGGAGGAGGAGGAGGAAGCCGGCGACGAGGCGGAGGGGGAGGACGACGACGACAGCUUCCUCCUGCUGCAGCAGUCGGUGACUUUGGGCGGCUCAGCCGACGUGGACCAGCUCAUCGCCCAGAUCGGCGAGACGCUGCAGCUGGACGCGGCGCACGACGACCCGGCCUCGCCGUGUGCUGUCCCGGGUCCCCCGCCCCCUCCUCCGCCCCCGCGAGUCGUGGCGGCGCUGCAGGCGGACAAGGCCCGGGCCCCGGCGAGGCGGCUGCUGCGAGCGGCCGCGCCUGCGGAGGCCGGGGACCCGUCGCCCCCGGGGGCGGUGCGCUGCGUGCUAGGAGAGCGCGGGCGCGUGCGGGGCCGGGCGGCUCCAUACUGCGUGGCGGAGCUCGCCGGGGGUGCCAGCGCUCUGUGCCCUCAGCCCCCGCAGCCCGGCCUUGAGGGACCCUCGGGGACCGGCAAGCCAAGCAUCCCGCAGCCUCUUUCGGGCCCGUGCCGGCGGGGUUGGCUCCGAAGCGCAGCCGCGUCCCGCCGCCUGCAACAACGACGCGGAUCUCAACCCGAGAUCCGCACCGGCGACGACGAUCCGCACAGGCUCCUGCAGCAGCUCGUGCUCUCGGGAAACCUUAUCAAGGAGGCGGUGCGGAGGCUCCAUUCGCGACGGCUACAGCUACACUCAAAGCUUCCCGCACACCAGUUCCUCGGGCCUCUGUCGGCCCCGGUGCACGAGCCGCCUUCACCCCGGAGCCCUCGAGCGGCCUGCAGCGACCCCGGCGCUUGCGCGAGGAGGGCGCGGCUCAGAACUGGGGACGACCUACUUGUCCCUGGCAGCUAACAACCAGGGUGGCCACAGCACUAGCCUGGAACUGGGGACGAAGGGAAUCACCCAGGACUGCACCGGGCUGGUGGAAAACGCGAGCAUUUGAAAACGGGAUAAUAAGCUAAGAAAUACUAGCCAAAAAAUCGCAAAUAUUUUCAUGGUCGAGAGCCCCAAACUGUUUGAAUUGAAAUACAGGAGUUAGGUUUGUUUAAAGCAGAUUUUAUUGAGUGCACCGCGGGCUGUCAGCAGGACUCCUUUUUUUGGCGUAAUCCAACCUGGACGCUGCAAUUCCGCGCAGACUCUGCGGGGCACCGGCAACCACGUGGCCCAUGGUGCAUGCUCUCAGGAUCAGCCAGCCUAAGAACGAAGGACGAUGAUCACAGUUACUUGCUGUACUUUUCAGGGCUGUUUCCUGAUCCACUUUGUGGGGGGUGGGGCCAGAGUGGACAUACUAUCGGGGAGCACCCCAAAAUACUACACUUGAACAUUUUAUGGCAGUUAAAAGACCGUCUCAUAGUUUUUUUUUUGCGGUGCUGGUUUUAUUGUAAAACAUGCGGUACCAUGAAAGGACCCUCUUGGGGCUAAAUAGAAGUAACGUUUUUUUCCUGUCUUUACCCCUUUUGCAACUGGUUGCUGUUACCGGAGUGUUGAGAAAAUGUUGUACCACAAGUGGGCGUGGGAGGCGGCAUUGAGAGGUGUUGGGGGAUGGAAGGGUAUGGGGAAGCAUGGAUUGAUCUUCUCCCGCCUUCCUAAACUGUUUUCAAAGGAGACCCGUUCCUCCUUGGGUUCAAGGUCGCUGUCUCCUGGUCGCGGUGUUGUGGGGCACUCAUGGAGACUAGCUGAGCUGCCUUGCUGGGAGAAGAGCGUGCUGUUUUGCAAAUGCUGGAGUCCCCUAAGGACAGGCGCGCCACCUCCCGGGGGUGCUGGGUGUCUGUCCUUCCUGCCUGGGACUACCGACCCUGACCCUUCUCUUGGCCUGCACAGAAACUGCCUUGAGACAGUGGUCCGAGAACCACCUUUCCCCCUUGGCUCGGCUGCCCUACUCAAGCGGAGUGGUGCUGAGGAUCCUAGGGGCCAGGGAGAGGGACUAGAGAGACUCCACACAACAGGCACUCCUGAUACACAGUCUCACACAGCCGCUUAUAACGGGCUCUCGGGGCCAUUUGUAAUAACAGCUGCAAUUCCCUGGAUAGAGGGAGUUGAUUUCCUCCUGACCCUCCCCCAGCUGUGCCAGCUCGUCUUUGUAAGUGAAGGAAACCGAAUAGAAAAUGUGACCCUCCAAAUGGAAAAGCUGCAGGCUUUUUGCUAUUGUGACUGUGAAGUGUCUGGAAAUGCUGUUCACUCUGAGCGACCGUUUUAGUUUUAUGGAGUCAAUGGCUUGUUCAGCAUCCAGAUGUGGCUAUUGACAAAUCUACACUUCGCACCGAAGUGACUGGAACUGUGGCUGUCCUGAUUAUAGGAUUUUAACUUAACUGAAAUAACUGUUUUUGAAUAAAUGUGUUGGGUUUUUUU
Arvicola amphibius (Eurasian water vole) is the source of this 2420-nucleotide messenger RNA. RefSeq names its product FRAT regulator of WNT signaling pathway 1 (gene Frat1). Gene Ontology annotation, biological process: positive regulation of canonical Wnt signaling pathway. The transcript has a single exon. Gene Ontology annotation, cellular component: cytoplasm. NCBI's taxonomy places the organism in Eukaryota, Metazoa, Chordata, Mammalia, Rodentia, Cricetidae. The record is from RefSeq and is a predicted model, not a curated record. The coding region runs from base 81 to 923 and encodes 280 amino acids.